Molecule: messenger RNA, 576 nt
Organism: Entrophospora sp. SA101
Lineage: Eukaryota; Fungi; Glomeromycota; Glomeromycetes; Entrophosporales; Entrophosporaceae
Source: the annotation of a GenBank genome assembly
AUGUGGCAUGCCGCUAGACAACAAGAAAAAAAAAUUAAGGAGUUGAUGGUAGAUCAUAAGAAAAGAGCUGAGCGUAGAAGAGCUUAUUAUGAGUCCAAGCUUGGAGAUCCCAAUCAAUUACUUCGUCUUACUGGCAAUGCAACCAAGCUACAUCCUGAUGCCGAACAACAUUUUUAUUACGAAAAUUCUGAUAAAUCCCUAAUGUUAUGGCAAGGAGAUAAUGAAACAAGAAUUGAUAGAUUUGAUGGACGAGCUUUAUUGGAUUAUUUACCUCUGAAUGAUCCAAAUGUUUUAAAUAUGCCUACAGAUGAACGUGAUUUUCAAGAAGAAUUGAAUUUUGAAAGGUUUCGCGAUUUGGUUGAAAAUGAACGUCGUAAUGUUACUGAAUCUGAGUGUCUCGAAGAUAUCGAAGCUGAUUGGUCUAGCCUUUUGGAAAGACAUAAAGCAAUGAUGAAGAAACUACAAGAAAAACCUGAAAUUAGUAAUAAAUUUGGUUACAAUUAUGAAUCUGAAAAACAAGAAGAAAUUGUGAGCGAAGAUGAAGAAGAAUUAAAUCUCAUAGAUGAUAUCCUUUAA